This is a messenger RNA of Dermacentor andersoni, 5658 nucleotides long. Its product is annotated as transcription factor Sp9-like. The record is from RefSeq and is a predicted model, not a curated record. Gene Ontology annotation, molecular function: DNA-binding transcription factor activity, RNA polymerase II-specific; RNA polymerase II cis-regulatory region sequence-specific DNA binding. Gene Ontology annotation, biological process: regulation of transcription by RNA polymerase II. NCBI's taxonomy places the organism in Eukaryota, Metazoa, Arthropoda, Arachnida, Ixodida, Ixodidae.
CAUCUCAUUGUGUGAGGGGUCCCUCCGCGUUGGCAAACAGCGUGCCGUGCUCUCUUGUUAUGGUGUUGGUCGUUUGACUGCCGCCGCCGCCGCUGCUGCUGCUGCCGCUGCCGCCGAAUUCUUCGGCGUUGCUGCGUGCGUCGUACUUUAGGCACGCGCGCUCCAAGCGAGCGCUCGUCGCGCGGGCAGCCGCCGCGCCUUGUAACACGAGUUCGCGAGUAGCUAGCUCUUCGACGGUACUCGCUCUUAGGCCAUCUCACCGACCGACGACCAUGUCGGUGCCGGCACGACAGGCUCACGUUGUCGGCAAGUGAUGCAACAACGCCGGUGCCGGCGGUAGAGAGAGUCUGUCGAAGGGCUAGCGGGCGAGAGCUUUUUGUGUUCUGCGCGAGCGUCUUCGUCGCCUGUUCGCUUCGUCAACUCUGCAACAUGGACUGGAGGCCGUCUUCCCAUCCGACAACUCGGCGUCGGCGUCUUCAGCGGGGAGUGCACGAACGCUGAGCGACCAUCGCUUUCGUUUUCUUUUGCUGUGACGGCCACCCCCACCAAACCCGACACUGUGAUCAUCUCUUCCGGUCUUCUCCCGGUUUGGAUUGCGACAGGCGACGAGCCUGCGUGGACCAUGGCUCACUUGGCACGCCAGGGCAUUGGCGGCGACGGGUGUCCGGGAACUACGUCAUCGGGUUACGUGACAACGCCUAGUGGCAGUCCCAGUGGUUUGAUCUCAUCAUGGAGGCCGAAUUAAAGCCGUCUGUGGUGGAUUUCGAUUUCAAGCAGGAGCGGCCGGGCGGCACGCCCCUGGCCAUGCUGGCGGCUCAGUGCAACAAACUGGCCAGUAAGAGCCCUCCGCCGCUGGCGGACGCGGCCGUGGGCAAGGGCUUCCACCCCUGGAAGAAGGCCGCACCGCAGGGCAGCAGCUCCUCAACGCCCCCGCCGCAACAGCAAACCUCGUCGUCGUCCGGACUCGGACAGCAGCACCCGAGGCUGGCUCACUCGGGCUCCUCUCCUUACCAGCACAACCACCAGAGGACGCCAGGCUCAGCGGUCUCGAGUGGCUCUGUGACGACGGUGACCACGACGCCCUGCAGCUACCCAUCCGAGUCGCUGUUCUACCCGGGCGUCUCUGCGGCCGCCACGACAGGAGUGCCCUCAGCCGGCGCGGCUAGCGACUCCCUCCUGGCCAAGGUGGAGCCCCUGGGCCGCAUGUAUUCCCACGCUUACUGCGACAACUGGCCGUACGCGGCGGCGGCGCACAUCAAGCCCGAGACGGCGAACGCGUUCAACUCGUCUCCCUGGUGGGAGGUGGGCGCCGGCGGCUCGUGGCUGGAUGCCACCGGCCACUCGCAGCUGCCCAACGCGUACGCGGCCGCGGCCGCCGCCAGCUCGGACUACGGUCUCGGAUCGGGCCUGGCCGGCAGCCCGCUGCUGGGCUCCUCCCCGCUGCUGCAGGACACGUACAAGUCGAUGCUUCCUGGCCAGGGUGCCCCCGGCGUCGCGUCGCCGUUCUCACUGGCGCAGCCGGCGCUGCCGCAGGUCGCCGCCUCCUCUCCGCGGUCACAGCGGAGGUACACGGGCCGGGCGACCUGCGACUGCCCCAACUGCCAAGAGGCCGAGCGGCUCGGACCCGCCGGGGCCCACCUGCGCAAGAAGAACAUCCACUCGUGCCACAUCCCGGGCUGCGGCAAGGUGUACGGCAAGACGUCGCACCUCAAGGCGCACCUGCGCUGGCACACAGGCGAGCGACCUUUCGUCUGCAACUGGCUCUUCUGCGGCAAGCGGUUCACGCGGUCCGACGAGCUGCAGCGCCACCUGCGCACGCACACGGGCGAGAAGCGCUUCGCCUGCCCCGUCUGCAACAAGCGCUUCAUGCGCUCCGACCACCUCAGCAAGCACGUCAAGACGCACAACGGCGGCGGAUCGUCGGGCGACAAGAAGGGCUCCUCCUCGGGAUCCUGCUCGGACUCGGACAACUCGCAGAGCGAGGCCCCCCACCCGAUGGGGGGAGGAGGAGGGGGCCUGCCGCCCUCACAGCUGGGCUCGGCGGGCUUGUCCCAGGGCCUCGCCCUGGGCCCGCCGCCUCCGCCGCACGUGCCCCUCGGCGUGCUGGGCGCGCACGUCGCCCAGCACCCGGCCGACGCGCACCGACACAAGUAGGGGGGAGGCUCGCCGCUCGUGCCGCGAGACGGCGCUGCUGCUGUUUCACUCGUGGUGCCUGUUAUAUAGCGAAUGCCCGCUACUGCGCAGUCGAGGACGCCAAAAGCGCCAGCCUGCCACGCCGCUCAGUGUGACAAAUGCGUCGUCAGCCCUCGGCUGACUGCCUGCGUCUGUAUAGAAGGUUUAUUUAAUGAAGAUGCGAGGAGUCAACUCCACGAGCACUCCAGUGGAUUAAACUAGUAUAUACCGUGUCAAGGAGCAGGAGUAGUUGAUACGAAGGAAGACCUGUUUAUUUUAAAUUGAGGUGUCUACAUGUCAGUCCAUUAGGGUACCGCAUGGAGUAAGAAAUGCCACAGAAGAUGAUUCGAGGACGGAUCGACUAGUGGCGCUAGCGUUCCUGGAAAUGUUCCUAAAUAUUCGCUGAGAACCCUGCGCAGCGAGCUCGUCAGCUAUAGCUGUCGUUUACCCGACGUUGAAAGCGGUGCACUGGCGCUCGAGUGAAACAGCAGAACGCGCUCGUCUUCGGCGCGGCGUGGUGCUUCGCGCCCUCGUCACCGAUACGCUAUACAGCUGGUGUAGUGAGUGACCGGUCGGCGGCAAUGGCGGUGACAGCGCGUCCUGGUGCGCCCUGGGGUGCGUCGGCGCUUGUACGAAGGGCCUGUCGGUGGCUGCAGUACUCCGGAGAACCAUCCGUGCCGUGCUCUGGAGAGGGAGGGCGAAGGGCCGACGGACCUGUGCGACGGUGCAGCGGGCGCCCUAGAACGCCCCGCGGAUGUUGUGUGCGCUGUGUGCGGGCAGCUUUCUUCCCGGUUCGCGUCUGCGCGCUGGUGGCUUGUUGAACUCUGCGCGUUGGCUAUCGGUGGAGAAGGAGGAGCUCUCGAAACUGUAAGACUUGGGAGGGGCCAUCGAUCACGUGGGUUGUUUGCAACGUUAAUUACGGCCUUGCUAGGGAAAGUGUUGAGAGAAGUGGUUACACCUCCGAUUACCACUGAUUGACAUUUAAUUUUCCUACGUUUCCGGGAGGAAGAGAUGGUAGAUGAAUUGCGCCUGGAUAGUUAAUAAAAUUCUGGCAGUACCAACCAAUCAUUUAAUGGAAGCUUUAAAACUUGCCCUAGUGGUGGCUAUAUUAGGCCACAUUAGCUUUCCUGGUGCGAUUAAUAUUCAUUUGCUUGGUUUUAUAUUUAGCGAGUCGUUUUGUUAUCUGUGGAUAUUAAUAUGAACCUAGAAUAUUGUCUUGCUCGCUAAAUGGAAGUGUGGUCCUUGAAAUAAAGCUCUGGAAUUUAAUUUUAAAGAACUGCUUCAACGGAAUAUGUGUCAAAAUUCGAAAGCUGUACGCGAUAUCAGGUGUUAACACUUACGCGCUGUACGACGAAUAAUGUUCUCGGGGGACUCUCUGGAGAAGCCGAUUAGGCGAUUAGCGGUGGCUUGUAUUUGAGCUCUGGAAAGAACGGUUUUCACAAUUGGCUUGCGAUCGCGUUUCGGGAGUGACCGGCCUCGCGACGCGCUCCAAGUCACCACGCGGGUGACGCCUCUAUCACCGAGCCGCGAAUGAAAACAAAGAGCCGUAUAGCAGAAGAGGGAAGGCAUCGUUUGCCAUACGUCGCCUUCCUGUCAAGCCGACUCCGUGUGUGCCUCGUGACUUUCGAACUGCCGGCAGCACUGUGCAUCAACGUGAUGGAAACUGCUUCGUGGUGUGUGUUUGUGUGUGUGUCUGCGCGCGAAAUAGAUGUAUUUCUUUCAUUUUUUUUUUUCGGCGAUGACGCGACAGCGUUCGUCUCUUUAUUAAUGUGUGCGCGCGAAAAUCGCUCAGCUAGAAGGUCUUAAAACGCGCGAAUUUUGCGCGCGGUGACCUAAGUUUUCUUGUGCUAUUAGAAAAAGAAUAUUGUCGUCGAGCUUUAUAUUGUACUACAGUGCGAGUCUUUCUUCGAUGAAGAGACUAUGAGACUUUAAAAGAGUUCUGCCACGGGUUUUCAGUGAUCUAGGACAUUGUACAUAGUGACUCAACAAAGGAAAGAACUCUGUGCAAUUGUAAAUUUUUCGCCCACUUUUUUUAAAAGUUGUCUCUCAAUGUGUUCGCAUGUGUGUCUACGUGUGCAUCAUGAACGCUAGUAAAGAAAAAAAAUAAGUCCCGGAGAUUCGAACUAUGGUGAACGUUCUCUCUACUGAGAUUGAGCGUAAUUUCUGAAGUGCACUCAUAGAGGUAUCCUUAGCAGAGAUGCCAACAGAACGCCAGUACACGUGGCAUGGCGCUGACGUCAUUGUUUACGUGGUACUUUGGUACCGCAUGCUGUUGCGGCGGAAGGCAGGGCUGAACAGAAGCCGCGAAUUUAAGGUAAUGCAACUGAAUAGGUAUUUUUGUCGCAGGAUUGAACGAAGUGUCAUGGAGCGUGCAAAGAAAAGUUCAUUUUCAUCAUUUUUUUUGUAUGUGUGUACUGUGCCACGGACUAUUCAAAUUGAGUACAUCCAUAUUGUUUCGGCUGGGACGAACUAGUGUAGUUGUAUUGGAAGAUCUAUGUAAUUAUUGCAGUUAGCGAUGGCAUGCGACACUCAAAUCUGCUGUCCCAGGUGUGGUCAUUCGAAAAAAAAUAUAAGAGGCAAGCGUGCAGAAAAGCGGUUAUAUCUGUUCAGUAAUCCAACUGGGCACCAGCCAACAAUUCAUUUUCAACAUUGUGCACAACCGCCUAAUGUAAGACUGCAGGUAAUCGAACCUUAGGAAAUGACCUCAAAAUUUCCGUGGCCUAUAGCGCCAAAGGCUGCAAAGUUACGUUUGCAGCCAUUGUGGUAUCGCCGAUACACGCCUCACAGGACACUUUCAGAUUGGGAGUGUGUGGAGCGUCUUCACGGCUCACAGGGUCUGUGAAAGUUUGUGCUACAUCUUUGGUGAAACUGACAUUUACGCAACAGAGCUUGCGAUGUGCCUCAUUUUGCAGAGGACGCUAUUUAUGAACGUAUUCUCGUAAGUGUUGGCACGGAAUAUUGCUUGAACGCGGACCGAGCGUCCCGAAAUCCAGAUUUGGAGAAAAGGUGUCUCGCGCGUGAAGAAAGAAAGGAAGAGGGGAUUCGUGAAUGAGCAUGUGUGAAAGUUCUCGUAAGAAAACGUAAAUAAAUAAGCAGAUUUGAAACUUCAGCCCUGAACUACUUCCGUUGCACGACAACUUUGCAUCGCCAUGGACUUGCAAAAUGGCCGGGCCAGGUUAGUCACUUGUGCAAGCGUUGGCUUGACUUCGGAAAGUGGUGCCAUCCCGACAUUGCCGCGGAGAGUGUAACAAAUGUGUAACUUCCUUGACCGUGCGUGUCGUUGUCGUGACUCCGUAUACCGAUUGGAGUAAGAGCAUAAAAAUCUUCGCAUGCGCUCAGCUCUGACGAUCGUUUAGACGGUUUUGUUUUCUACUUGCUUUCAGUAUUUUUUUUUUUUGAACUGUAAUUCCUGACGGUGACAAUUCCAGUGCUAUUGACAAACGAAUAAAAAGAAAGGCAAAUGCUGACGAGCAUGUUCCUACAGAA